This is a messenger RNA of Tyto alba (common barn owl), 1682 nucleotides long. Its product is annotated as solute carrier family 2, facilitated glucose transporter member 11. Gene Ontology annotation, molecular function: hexose transmembrane transporter activity. Gene Ontology annotation, cellular component: membrane. Bases 87 to 1577 code for a protein of 496 amino acids. Gene Ontology annotation, biological process: monosaccharide transmembrane transport. NCBI's taxonomy places the organism in Eukaryota, Metazoa, Chordata, Aves, Strigiformes, Tytonidae. The transcript has 12 exons. The record is from RefSeq and is a predicted model, not a curated record.
CCUAUGCUGGAGAUUUAAAUAAUCCUUUAGAGCAUUGCUGAGAGUACCAGAGGCUUUGGCAGACAGAGGAAAACCUACCAAAGAGAAUGAACAAGCUGCAGAGACUGCUUCAGAGCAAGAUCCUGAUCCUGACAAUAUGUGCCACUGGGAUUGGAGGCACUUUCCAAUAUGGUUACAACAUCUCCAUCAUCAAUGCUCCAACUUCAUACAUCCAGACAUUCAUGAACGAAACCUGGCUGGAGCGCACAGGCGUCCCCCUUGAGAGCAAUGUGAUCCUGCUGCUGUGGUCUUUCACUGUCUCUGCGUACCCUUUGGGAGGACUCAUUGGGGCUGUUGUUGCUGGUCCCAUGGCCAUCAUGUUAGGAAGGAAGAUGUCCCUGCUGCUGAACAAUGUCUUUGUGAUCAUAGCCGCAGUCUUGUCAGGAUUCAGCCGAAUGGCAAAAUCUUUUGAAAUGAUUAUGCUCAGCAGAUUUUUUACUGGUGUGAAUGCAGGUGUGAGCAUGAACAUUCAGCCCAUGUAUCUGGCAGAAAGUGCCCCAAAGAAGCUCAGAGGAGCUGUGGCCUUGACCUCUGCAUCAUUUACAGCCCUGGGGUUGGUGCUGGGGCAGGUUGUUGGACUCAGAGAGCUACUAGGUGGGGAGGAGAGCUGGCCAUUCCUUUUAGCUAGCAAUGUGGUUCCUGCCCUGAUCCAGCUCACGGCUCUGCCUUGGUUCCCUGAAAGUCCCAGAUACCUCUUGAUUGACCGUGGAGAUAAAGAAUCCUGUGUAUCUGCCCUGCAGAAGCUCAGAGGCAACAGUGACCUGAGUGUAGAGCUGGAAGAGAUGCUAGCUGAACAGGCGGCUGUUAAAGGUCAGAGAGCGAAGAACCCUUGGGAGCUCUUCCAAAAUCCAGCUUUGAGGUGUCAGCUGAUGAGUAUUGUUGUACUGAGCAGUGCCAUGCAGCUCUGCGGGAACGAUUCGAUGUAUUUUUAUGCAGCGUAUGUGUUCCAAGAGGCUGGAAUUCCUCAGGACAAAAUCCCAUAUGUUAUAAUCGGCACGGGGAGCUGUGAACUGAUUACAUCUGUCACUUGUAACAUGAUUAUAGACUAUGCUGGUCGGAGGCCACUGCUCCUGGGGGGAUAUAUCUUCAUGGCAGGAUGGGCCAUUGUCUUCAUGGUUGCUUUGAGCCAGCAGGCUCAGAUUAGCUGGAUGCCUUAUCUCAGCAUGGCCUGCAUUUUCGCCUAUAUCCUGAGCUUUGGAAUCGGACCAGCUGGUGUAACAGGAGUUCUGCCCACAGAGGUUUUUGAUCAAAUGUCCCGGCCAGCUGCUUACAUGAUCUGUGGCUCUCUGCUCUGGUUCAACCUAUUUCUGGUCGGAACAGCCUUUCCAUUCAUUGUGAAAAGUCUAGCACAUUUCUGCUAUGUUCCAUUCCUUGUGGUCUGCGUCUGCACUGCUCUCUACGUUGGGUUUUUCCUUCCUGAGACAAAGGGAAAGUCCUUCCUGGAAAUCGCAGAGGAGUUCAAGAAACAAAACUUCAAAGCUCAGACCCAUGCAGUUUUUUAUAAAGGCCCUGAAGAGAUCAAAUCCACCAUGUUGUAGCAGAAGAAGAGAUGGUAUCUGGGGGAAAUUCAGCAGUGACUAUGCUCUCUUGCAGAGACAAAAAGAGAGAAGUAGGGUUAGGGACAACAGAUUGUUCUUAGAUUC